AUGCACAAAAUCGACGAGAUUCCUUGUGGGAAGCAAAUGCCAAUGCUUGGCACGACGCUUGCGACAACAAAACUGUUGUCGUUCGACUGCUGGGAAACGUGGACGAGGUCGUCUAAUCGCCGAUCACCGAAUCUCGCUCAAUAUUGGACACUUACAAAAACCAUUCCACUUGCUCAACAAGGGUCUUUUGGUUCAACGGAUUCCCGUCGAUUCUCACAAAGCCACAAAAAACAAUGGAAAGAUCCACAAAUCUGGCGUCUCCACAAGAAUGCCUCAAUCACCAGAGCGGUGAUGUUCGAUCGGAGUACGGGUGGAACGUGCGAGGAAUGUUUGGAGAAAUGUACACAAGCACAACACGGCUCAUGGCGAUGUCGUUCCUUAACCUAUGAUUGGAAAUGGUCAAUUUGUGAUCUUUUCGCUGUCACGAUCACCAAAAAGCCAUUCAAUAUUGUCUCCUAUGAACAAAGAAGCUAUUUCGAAUAUAUAAAACCUUUGAUCGCAAAAAAGGCUCAUGGGGUGGUGAAUGAAAAGGAGAAAAUCGAAGAAGAGAAAGAUUUCACCUGUGUAUCAAAGCUUUUCGCGUUGGCAAAGAAAUUCAAAAAUGAUCGAGAAAUCUUAAAACGAGCCGCCACAGCGAUCCACGGAGUGUCGAAUGUUGUUGACAAAUUCAUAAUGAACACGAUCGAUCAUAAACUCCCCAGCGCGUUAGUCACAUCAAAUUCGAGUGUUUAUGUGGAAAAAUUAUGUAUACCCGAUGAAAUUGAUGCGUCAAUGUCAACAAUUUUCGCCGUUCGCGACCACCUUCUCGUCGGUUUCGUCGAACAAGUUGAAACAACACAAACAUUUGAGGAGUGUAUCGAAUUUUGUGUGCUGGCUAGGGAAAGGAAUGACCACAAAUGCAAAUCAGCCAUGUGGUACGGAACGGAUACGCAUGAAAAUUGCCUCUUGAACUCGGAAUCGAGACGAAGCCGACCUCAGGUUUUCACGAAAGAAGACGUGCCGAUGAUCUAUUUCGAGCUUCCUCAACCCUCCACACAUAAAAUCAAUCGAAAUAUUCAAAGGGACCAACCGUUCCCCUCAAAAUGGACCCAAUGGUCUUUGUGUGGAGAAAAACGCGAAAAAUACCGCUUCAAGAAAUGCUCUCUGAAAGACAUCCGAAAAUGCGUGAAACAACGAGUUUCUUGUGAA
Molecule: messenger RNA, 1188 nt
Organism: Mesorhabditis belari
Lineage: Eukaryota; Metazoa; Nematoda; Chromadorea; Rhabditida; Rhabditidae
Source: the annotation of a GenBank genome assembly